Linepithema humile (Argentine ant) is the source of this 330-nucleotide messenger RNA. RefSeq lists its product as uncharacterized. The record is from RefSeq and is a predicted model, not a curated record. Gene Ontology annotation, biological process: sensory perception of taste; male courtship behavior; chemosensory behavior. Lineage: Eukaryota; Metazoa; Arthropoda; Insecta; Hymenoptera; Formicidae. Gene Ontology annotation, cellular component: dendrite; neuronal cell body; membrane.
AUGUCUCUAUAUGGCUGGACUUUCGCAUUUAGCGCAAAAAUUUUGAUAUUAAAUCAUAUCUGUCAGAUUGUGUGCAAUAAGACAAAAGACACAAUAGUGAUUCUUCACAAAUUGUUAAACAAUAAUCUCGACGAAGGCUUGCGUGAGCAGACACUACAGUUUAUAUUACAAAUAAAACAAAGAGAACUAAAAUUUUCCGGCAUGGGACUUUUUUAUCUUGGUUAUAAUUUUAUUCGUCAGUUCUAUGUAUCAGUUGCAACUAUCAUGGUGAUUACAAUACAAAUGCAUUUUAUUAAUAUGACAACAGAUAUAAUUCCGAAAAAUAAUUAA